Rotaria sordida is the source of this 363-nucleotide messenger RNA. The record is from the annotation of a GenBank genome assembly. NCBI's taxonomy places the organism in Eukaryota, Metazoa, Rotifera, Eurotatoria, Philodinida, Philodinidae.
AUGACAACUAUUGAUGAUAUUAUACAAGAAAAAGAACAUUCAACAGAUAUUAUUGACAUCGAAUUAGAAAUCGAUCGAUGUACAAUUAUAAAAGAAGAAGAUGAUGAAGAAAAUAAAGAUGAUGAUGAAGAAAAUAAAGAUGAUGAUGAUGAAGAAAAAACGAUAAAUACCACCGAAAAAUUUCAAGCAACAACACCUUUCGAAAAUUACCUUAUUAAUGAGCUCGGUUCAAUCAAGAACAAAUUAUAUUCAAUAGAAAAACGAUUCAAUCAUAUAGACAAACGGCUUAGUCGAAUAGAAAAACGAUCGGCAGUUACAUAUGAAAUAGCAUCAGAAACACGUGUUAUUCAUACGCUUCGAUAG